Messenger RNA from Diabrotica virgifera virgifera (western corn rootworm), 1593 nucleotides. RefSeq lists its product as uncharacterized. Bases 35 to 1174 code for a protein of 379 amino acids. Lineage: Eukaryota; Metazoa; Arthropoda; Insecta; Coleoptera; Chrysomelidae. Gene Ontology annotation, molecular function: dimethylallyltranstransferase activity; (2E,6E)-farnesyl diphosphate synthase activity. Gene Ontology annotation, cellular component: cytoplasm. The transcript has 4 exons. The record is from RefSeq and is a predicted model, not a curated record. Gene Ontology annotation, biological process: trans, trans-farnesyl diphosphate biosynthetic process.
UUUUGUUUAUGUUCUUUAUGUGUUUAGUGCAAUAAUGAUAAAGACAAUCUUUCAAGGUGACUGGCCAAAACAUACUCUUAAAAUUUUGGGCAAUUCAAACCAGAUACGAAUGCUCACAAAUAAAAUCAAAGGACAACAAGUUUUCGAACGAUCUCCAGUAAAUUUCAGAGAAGAAGAAACUAUUAUACGGAAACUCAUCCCCCAAAUUCGAGAAGAUGUAAUAAAUGAAUCGUUAGUUUAUCACACUAUUCCAAAACUUAGAAGAGAGUUCGAAAAACUUUUUGACGACAACGUGGAGAAUCUCAAGUCGAAAUAUUUACCCUCUGCUACAACAACUAUACAUGCGUUCAAGCAUUUUAAAAAGGAUUACUCAGAAGAGGAGUUAAUGAAGGCCGGGAUUUUGGGAUGGUGCUCUAAACUGCAAGAUAUCUCUCUGAUUAUCAUUGACGACAUACUGGAUGAGUCAGAAAUGCGUUACAACAAACCACCCAGGUACAGACAAGUGGGAAUAAAACAAGCUAUCACAGAUUCUGUAUAUUUUGAAACAAGUGCCAACUUCCUACUUUUAAAACAUUUUUCUGGCCACAAGUAUUUUCCUCAAAUCCAGAAAGAGCUGAUAUGUAACAUAGGGCCUACUAACAUAUCACAGAGGCUGGAGCUUACAAAGUAUAAGAUGGAAGAUUUUGAAGUUUAUGAGAGUUUGGUAAAGUCGUUUCCGUUUUUAAUACAUGGUGUUUCAUGUGCGAUGUACCUAGCUAAUAUUGAUGAUCCAAAGCUUCACUCCAUAGUGAAACAGUUUUGUAUGGAUAUUUGUAUAUUUGGAAAGAGAUAUGAUGAUUUUACUGCACUUGUAGAACCGACUGUUCCCCUUGAAAAAGACAACACAGAUAUAGCUGCUCAUAAAAUAACAUGGAUGGCUGUGCAAGUGUCCAAACUAGCAACUCCACAACAAAAACAGACUUUCAUGGAGCACUACGGUCGCUCAGAUCCUAAAUCAAUCUCGAUCAUUUUUGAUAUCUACAGAGAACUUAACUUGGUUGAACAUUUCGAUAGAUAUAGGACGAAAUUUUACGAUGACAUGGACACUAGAAUCCAGAACUUGCCUCAUCAAUUGCCGAAACAGUUUUUCUAUAAUAUAUUGGAUUAUGCAGUAACAAAUGUGUUCUAUGCUUAAAUAAUUUAACGUCAAAGAGUUCUGAAAGAGCUGUGUCUGUGUCUAACUCCUCUCUUUCCGAUCUUAUUUUACCUGUUUUAGACCUUUUGUGUAUUUUAUAUAUUUCAUAUUAGUAUUGAUUUACAUACGUUUGAUUUUAUAUUAUAGAAUAUUUUAUAACUGAAAUCAAUCUUUAUUGUGUAGUAAAAGUAUCUGCACAUUUUGCCAAGAAAUGGGAAUAGCACUCCCAAAGAGAUACUAAGAAUUUUGACUGCCUCCAAAGUAUCUUAGAUUCAGUUAAAGCAAAAUUUUAUAGUGUUCGAGACUUUGCAAAGAUUUUAAAAUUUUAACUUUUUGGCUUUGUAUCAGUAUUGUUAUUAUAGUAUUAAUUAUGUAUAGAUUUUAGUGUAUUUUAUGAAAUAAUAAAAAGUUACCAAAAA